AUGGACGUCCGCCUGUACCCCUCGGCGCCCGCGGUGGGCGCGCGGCCCGGGCCCGAGCCGGCCGGCCUGGCGCACCUGGACUACUACCACUGCGGCAAGUUUGAUGGUGACAGUGCCUACGUGGGGAUGAGUGACAGCAACCCAGAGCUCCUGCCAACCAGCCAGACCUACAGCAGCCAGAACGAGAGCAACGAAGACUAUGAGAUUCCCCCCAUAACACCGCCCAACCUCCCCGAGCCGUCCCUCCUGCACCUGGGAGACCACGACGCUGGCUACCACUCCCUGCGCCACGGCCUGACACCCAACGGUCUGCUCCCUGCCUACUCCUACCAGGCCAUGGACCUCCCCGCCAUCAUGGUGUCCAACAUGCUGGCUCAGGACGGCCACCUGCUGUCAGGCCAGCUGCCCAUGAUCCAGGAGAUGGUCCACUCCGAGGUGGCUGCCUACGACUCGGGCCGGCCAGGGCCCCUGCUGGCCCGCCCGGCCAUGCUGGCCAGCCACAUGAGCGCCCUCAGCCAGUCUCAGCUCAUCUCCCAGAUGGGCAUCCGAGGCGGCAUCGCACACAGCUCCCCGUCCCCGCCAGGAAGCAAGUCGGCCACCCCCUCUCCCUCCAGCUCCACCCAGGAAGAGGAGUCGGAAGUGCAUUUCAAGAUUUCAGGAGAGAAGAGACCGUCAGCCGACCCAGGAAAAAAGGCCAAGAACCCGAAGAAGAAAAAGAAGAAGGACCCCAAUGAGCCUCAAAAGCCCGUGUCAGCCUACGCGCUCUUCUUCAGAGACACUCAGGCAGCCAUCAAGGGGCAGAACCCCAGUGCCACCUUCGGAGAUGUGUCCAAAAUCGUGGCCUCUAUGUGGGACAGCCUGGGAGAGGAGCAGAAGCAGGCCUACAAGAGGAAGACUGAAGCGGCCAAGAAGGAGUACCUGAAAGCUUUGGCAGCCUACAGGGCUAGCCUCGUCUCCAAGAGCCCCCCAGACGGCGAGGCCAAGAGCACCCAGGCGAAUCCACCAGCCAAGAUGCUCCCCCCAAAGCAGCCCAUGUACGCCAUGCCCGGCCUGGCCUCCUUCCUGACGCCCUCCGACCUGCAGGCCUUCCGCAGCGGGGCCUCUCCCGCCAGCCUCGCCCGGACGCUGGGCUCCAAGGCGCUGCUGCCCGGCCUCAGUGCUUCUCCGCCCCCCUCCUUCCCACUCAGCCCCCCACUGCACCAGCAGCUGCCACUGCCCCCACACGCCCAGAGCGCCCUCCUCAGCCCCCCUGUGAGCAUGUCCCCGGCCCCCCAGCCUCCUGUCCUGCCCGCCCCCAUGGCGCUCCAGGUACAGCUGGCCAUGAGCCCCUCGCCUCCUGGGACCCAGGAGUUCCCACACAUAGCUGAGUUCCCCGGUGGCUCUGGCUCCCGCUCUCCUGGCCCAUCCAACCCCACGAGCAGCAGCGGAGACUGGGACAGCAGCUACCCGGGCGCGGAGCGAGGCCUCAGCACCUGCAGCCUGCUCCCCAGGGAUAAAUCGCUCUACCUCACCUAAUCCUGCCGCCCUCCGUCCCCGAGGCUCGCCGGAGGGCACCGCUCAGCACCUGAAGGGCUGUCCACAGGACUUAGGCUGUGGCAGCAAGCGGGGUGACCAGCUGUGACGUGCCAGUGCCCCCCACCCCCACCCUGGGCUCAGUCUCUUCCUCGCCGUCCCAUCAGCCUCUGCGGAGGCUGCCAGCCGCCUACUGCCAGCCCAAAGAACCUGCAGGAACCUUCUGCCCGCUGACUGACCCGCUUGCACCAGGGUCGCUGUGGACCCCGCAACCUGCCCUGUACCCUAUGUCUGGAUGUCUGGCCCCAGCCCGGGCUCACUGAGCUCCCUGACCCCCGGCAAGGUCCUUUAUCAACAGAAACCCACCCACCCCAGAUGUUGGGCCGAGGACCUGGCCGGCCACAGGUGCGCAAAUUUGGUUUCCUGUUAUUCACUGUGAGGAAACAUUCAGACCGUGGGCUUCGUGUAAGUAGCUACUGAGUGUUUUAGACCUGUGCUGAAGGCAUCUGUGAGGUUAUUUUGUGGGGGGAAGACAAGUAGUUUCCUUUAAGGUGAAAAAACAGCGUUUUCUAUGACCCUUAGCACAAUGGUUUUCUUUUUCUUUUCUUCUUUAAAGUUUUAUCUUAAGGGAGACUUAUGCACAAGCAGCGGUCAAGCUGACACUCCGUUUAUCAGCAUAGCGAGAGAAAAGCGGACGAUUUCUAGCCGCCCUCGGAGGCAUUGCUCUUUAUUAUUUCUUAAACCGUGUGUCCAUCUAUUUAAAGAUUGCCAGUGAUGAUUCUGGUUGUUUGGUUGUUUUGUUUUUGUUUUUUGGUCACCUAUUUAUGAAGAAAACAUGAGAACUAAGUUGCAUUUGAUCCUAAUGUGUGCGUGUUUGGGGGUUCGGUUUGGGUUGGGGUUCUUGAAGUUGUUUGCAGCUGUUUUCUGGGCCCUGACACAUGUCUGUCCUGGUGGCCCAGUGCUUCUCUCAGAUCUCUUUAUAAUAA
Perognathus longimembris pacificus (Pacific pocket mouse) is the source of this 2498-nucleotide messenger RNA. It is a transcript of the gene Tox2, whose product is annotated as TOX high mobility group box family member 2. The transcript is spliced from 9 exons. The record is from RefSeq and is a predicted model, not a curated record. Gene Ontology annotation, cellular component: nucleus. Gene Ontology annotation, molecular function: chromatin DNA binding. Gene Ontology annotation, biological process: regulation of transcription by RNA polymerase II. Bases 1 to 1515 code for a protein of 504 amino acids. Lineage: Eukaryota; Metazoa; Chordata; Mammalia; Rodentia; Heteromyidae.